Molecule: messenger RNA, 2384 nt
Organism: Aspergillus aculeatus ATCC 16872
Lineage: Eukaryota; Fungi; Ascomycota; Eurotiomycetes; Eurotiales; Aspergillaceae
Product: serine/threonine-protein kinase
Exons: 3
Coding region: 41-1900 (619 amino acids)
Biological process (GO): protein phosphorylation
Molecular function (GO): protein kinase activity; ATP binding
Source: RefSeq, a predicted model, not a curated record
UUUAUUUUCCACGCCCUUGCCCCCCCCCUUACUCAGCACUAUGAGUACCAUACAGAAUCUCAAAAAUUUCAUACGUCAUGGCAAGCAAGCCCGCCUGGUGACGCCGCAUGCCGAACCCACCACCAAUGUUUCGCCCAUCCAUGCCGAACAACAACGUCAACCACAGGGCUCCUAUCCCGCCGCUGCCGGCAACCUCGACGCCAUUGACAGCAAACUAGGCAACGGAAACGCCCAGCCUUCUCAGCGGAACUCCGACUCGUCACAGUCUAGGCGCGCUCGCGAACUCGAGAUCGAGCAGAUCAUCGCCGAAGAGAAGAGUAGUCGGAACAAGAUGCCUAAAUACCCGGGUCUUGAGCGCUGGAUCUUGAUGGAGAAGAUGGGGGAUGGCGCCUUUAGCAACGUCUAUCGCGCCAAGGACACCACCGGCGAGUUCGGGGAAGUCGCCAUCAAGGUGGUGCGCAAGUUUGAAAUGAACAGCAACCAGCGUGCCAACAUCCUGAAAGAAGUGCAGAUCAUGCGCAAUCUCGAUCACCCCAAUAUCGUCAAGCUGAUCAGUUUCUCCGAGUCACGUCAAUACUACUAUAUCAUCCUCGAACUCUGCCCCGGUGGCGAGCUGUUCCAUCAAAUCGUGAGAUUGACCUACUUUAGUGAAGAGCUCAGUCGCCAUGUUAUUGUGCAGGUCGCCCAGGCAAUUGAGUAUCUCCACGAGACUUCCGGAGUUGUGCAUCGUGAUAUCAAACCCGAAAACCUUCUCUUCUACCCGACAGAAUUCAUCCCGAGCAAGCACCCCAAACCUCGCCAGCCCGGUGACGAAGACAAGGUCGACGAGGGCGAGUUUAUACCUGGAACAGGUGCUGGUGGUAUUGGCUUGAUCAAGAUCGCCGAUUUUGGGUUGUCGAAGGUUAUCUGGGACAGCCAAACCAUGACGCCAUGUGGAACAGUCGGAUACACUGCCCCUGAGAUCGUCAAAGAUGAGCGGUACUCCAAGAGUGUCGAUAUGUGGGCCCUGGGUUGCGUUCUCUACACUCUCCUCUGUGGUUUCCCGCCGUUCUACGACGAGAGCAUUCAGAUCCUGACUGAAAAGGUUGCUCGUGGUCAAUACACCUUCUUAUCGCCGUGGUGGGACGAUAUUUCCAAGUCCGCCCAGGAUCUGAUCUCUCAUCUUCUGACGGUGGAUCCGGAGAAGCGCUAUACCAUCAAGCAGUUCCUUGCCCAUCCCUGGAUCCGUGGCACCGAUGAAGCUACUGAAGCUGCUGCGGAUGCUCCUCCACUUGCAACGCCUCUUACUACCCGCAAGCAGGGACAGCCCUUGGAUGCAAUUGCGGCCGACCAAGCGCCAUUCGCUCCGAUCAGUGCCCGCCUCGGCGACCAACCAUCGGCUGGUAUGGAACGCCCCAUGGACUUCCGUUCUCCUGGAGCGAUCAAUUUGCGCGAGGUCUUCGAUGUUGGUUAUGCCGUGCACAGACAAGAAGAGGAGGGCAAACGUCGCAAGAACUUCCGUCAAGGUUAUCGUGGGGCCAAUCCCUCGACGAACUUCCGGUCGGCGCUGAACCCUCUGAACGAAGACUACGAUGAGCCGGAUGAGAUCAACUAUCAACCCGUCCAGCGCGAAGAUUUUGCCCCUUCCAAGAUUCCCAAGUCCUCACAGCAGGCUGGUGAUGUCGCUGCCAUGGAGGCGAAAUUGCGAUCUACAAACUUGAGUGGUGCUCCCAGCCAUGCCGCGCAAGCACGACAAGCCCAUCAACCCCGACAGCAACAAGGUUACGGGCAACACAGUGCCAAGGUGGCCGCCGCUGCAAGGCAGAGCAUUGCCCGAGGCGCGCGGGAGCCCUUCGAGCUGAACCUGGAUAAUGCAACUCUCCUAGAGAAACGCGGUCGACGCCACCAGCCUGUUGCUUAAUUUUCUUUCGACGAUCCGAGGUCACGUCCUUAACGAAUCGAGACAGCCUUCGGGCUACGAGUUCCUAUUUUUAUGAGUUCAGUGCAUACGGUGACAAUGUUUCUCUGGCUUGGUGAAUGGGAUUGAUUUCCUCUGGGUGGUUUAUAAUCAAUCGGUCGCAUUUCUCAGGGUGUUCCUUUUUUAUUUUUUUCUCUUCUUCGACUUUCUACUAUGUUUUCAUUUAUGAUAAAACUUCUUGUGCGUGUUCUACCUCUUUGCGUUGAUAAGUUUCAGUUUCCCUUCCAUUUUCAACCCAACAUACGGUACCUUUCUUCUUCUUUUCCCCACACUUUACACAUAUCAUUUCUACCUUCCUACCUUCUUCGUCGGGAUUGCCAGCCGGACUUACACUACGGAUGGAUAUAUGCGCCCUCCUCUCUUCGCAUGAUCGAACCAUAUACAUCUCCUGCCCCCCCCCCUUCUUCACUUAAACCUCUUCCCCCCC